Messenger RNA from Pogonomyrmex barbatus (red harvester ant), 4841 nucleotides. RefSeq names its product putative E3 ubiquitin-protein ligase makorin-1. Gene Ontology annotation, biological process: protein polyubiquitination. The record is from RefSeq and is a predicted model, not a curated record. Gene Ontology annotation, molecular function: metal ion binding; ubiquitin protein ligase activity. Lineage: Eukaryota; Metazoa; Arthropoda; Insecta; Hymenoptera; Formicidae.
AAUCCGAAACCGCCGUAUUUUCUCGUUUCAUACGCGUAACGGUAAUCUGAGCUGUAAUAACGAACAAUCACAGCCACAACAGGCGCAGGGCGCUUUUCGAUUUAUGCCCAGGGGUUCAUACGUUGGAGCAUGAACGCGUGCCGAUAAGCAAAACAGGGCGGCUCGGUCGAGUUCAAUGACCGCGCGUGAGUACCGAGAGGCGUUCGUACGUGAAUACCGUGAUAGAUAAUCGUGCGUCUCGCGUGUCAGGUGAUUUGUUUUAGGAGCUUUACGAGGUGUGAUGAGAACUCAUGUCUGAGCGAAACCAGCGGGUCGCGAGCCAAUCAGGUGGAUAAGAAUCACGCGUCGGGACGAAACGCUUGGCAGAUCCGUUCGAGAGCAACAGUGCCAGCGCCGUGGGUCGUCUCGACGAAGUUAACAAAUAAUUGUGUUACAGAAGUGUUCGAGAACUCGCGAGUCUCACAUCUCAUUCGUUGAGGAUUGCAUCACUGUCGUUCGUACUACGUGGAAAAUAAAAAAAAAAAAAAAGAAAAAUCAACAAUCAAGAACGCAGCGUUCCCUGAGAAGAUUCUCUGCUGUGGAGUGGAUGCUAAUCGCAGAGGUGUGAGCGUAUCUGCGAUAGAAUUGGACGGAUACGUGAUAGAGAAGAAAACAACGGAAGAAGAAAAAAGAGAGGAGUAACAAGCGAUUGCGAGACGAAACGCAAGGUGGUGCGUGACGCUUACGCCACGCGGUGACACGCGUGUUACGAACGGAGCGAGUUGGAGAGGGCGAGGAAGGACGUGCACGCGCGCGCAUACUCGUGUCUGUGGACAUAUACAUCGCAUCCUCCGAGGUGCGUUUAUUGCGCGGCGCGAGUCGAGCGUGCCUCUCGUCCCGCACAGGGGGUGUAUUGUUGCUGCUCUCCGGUACGUGCUGAUUGAAGCGGCACUUGCGGUCGCUGGAGCCGGGCCCAUUUGCCCGAAAGCACGUAUUUCUCUCUCUCUCUCUUUCUUUCUCUCCUGCCUUAUUUCUCUCUUUUUCUGUUUCCUUCACCGAGCGGUGAACGAGCGCUCGAUUCAUCAUCCAAAGUACGACGCGUCGUCGAUUAUCGUUACGGCGGAGGAGAAGCAAGAAAAUGGCCGACAGUUGGACGCAGAGUAUUGUUUGCCGGUACUUUAAGAAUGGCACGUGUCGUGAAGGGAAUAAUUGCCGGUAUCGACAUGUACAAGGAAACAGAAAUGAUACAAGUAUCAACGAGGCAACAUCGGUCCAUAUAUCCAAUGCACACAUCGUCACUUGUCGUUUCUUCAAACAGGGCAUGUGUAAGUUUGGUAAUCAGUGCCGUUUCCGCCACAAUUCAGGUACUGGAGAUAACAAUGCUAUACAAACUAACACAAUGGAAAAUUUUGUCUCGAAUCAACACACAGCACAUUCUUCAAGAAAUAAAAAAAUUGAUAAACGCAUCGCUGAAGAAUGGGUGAAAGCACCUGAAUUUAUACCUACAAUUGGAUCUCCGAUCGCUGGCUCAUCCUCUACGGACGAGAUGUCGUCUGCUUCGGGAACGUCUCCGAGCACAUCAAUGCCGGUCUCAUAUGCUCAAGCUGUCAAUCCAUCUGGUCAAGCCUCGAACCCCGCCUUAGAACCUUUGUGUCCAUAUGCAGAAGCGACUGGAAUCUGUAGAAAUACUAACUGCACAUAUCUACAUGGUGACAUUUGUGAAUUAUGUAGCCGCGCGGCCCUUCAUCCACACAAUGAAGAAUUGAGGAAGAAACAUACAAAUGCAUGUGUAAAGCAACACGAAGCAGAUAUGGAAUUAUCUUUUGCUAUUCAACGCAGCAAAGAGAAAUCUUGUGGUGUUUGUUUCGAGACAAUACUGGAGAAAUCCUCACGAGAACAAAGAUUCGGUAUAUUACCAAAUUGCAAUCAUUGCUUCUGCUUAACUUGCAUCAGAAAAUGGCGCCAGGCCAAACAAUUCGACAACAAAAUCAUAAGAGCAUGUCCAGAGUGCCGUAUUCCCUCGGAUUUCGUCUGCCCCAGUAUGUACUGGGUAGACACAAAAGAGGAGAAGGAAAAAUUGAUAAGAGAUUACAAAGGCGCCCUAAGUACCAAGGAUUGCAAAUACUUCAACAAGGGUCGUGGCAAGUGUCCAUUCGGUAAUAAAUGUUUCUAUCUCCAUGCGCUUCCAGACGGAACUAAGAAGGAUGUGGGCCCACCAGUUCGACAGAGGCGCAACACCGCUGACACCGAUAUCGACAUCUUGCACCGCAUGCUGUGCCUCGUGAUGUUCUGGAUAAUGGGUAUCCUGGCAUUCUUGCUGUACGCAUGGACUCGCGUGACCAGAUUUAUCCACGACUUCCAAGAGAGGGAAAGUGAAAACAACAUGAACAACGACAACGACAACAACGACAACGACGACGACGACGACGACGAUGAACCUAAUUACGAGCGAAGAUCGCGGUCAACGGCGAACGCAGGAUGGGCAACGUACGCCCCCGAACGUCAGUUGGCAAGUCGUCGUUUCGCGCUAGUGUGAAGUCGCCGGGACGCGUUGCGCUAAUCCACGAUAAUUCUCGAUCAUACAAAAUCGUACGUUCUCUUUUGUAGACUUUACUGUUCGCGAGUUGACGAGUCCCGAGAGCAGGAGGGAGGAGGGAAAUGCCGGGACGAAAGCGCAAUUAAUUAACGAGUUGCGGGCGCGUUUUGCGAACGGCGAUGACACAUCGAUUCAAAUGUUUGUCGGACGGUGCAUCGCGCGACGGCCGCCAUUAUGCGUCAUGGCGGUCAAUCCGCGACGAAAACGCAUCGCAAUCGCUCCGUGGAUUUUUUCGUAAUUUUUUUUCUUUUUCUUACAACGAGCGACUUGCGGCUGAAAAUGGAACAUCGAGUUAUCGUUGUGAGUAGCCGCAUACUUUUAUUAUUCAAAUGCAAAAUGGUGAUCUCUUUGUGUGUAGAACGUACUUAACGACGAGAUGUUAAUUAAAGAUCGCAUCGAGAUAUGCGUGACUAUCGAUAUUUAGGACGAUUAAUUUACAAGAAUAAUCCUCCAAUUCAUCGAUAUUUAGAUGCUUCUCAGUUACUUGUGCAGGAUGCAAGAAUAUUUACAUUUAUUUCAACCUUGCACUUCAUACCUAUCAUCCGUGGCCGAUUGUCCACAUGAAUGAUAACUACGAAAUGCAAUUCCGCGAAAAUACAUAUAAUAUUUUUUGCGCCUGUCUACGAAACAUCUGGAUAAUCAUAAAUCAUUGAUACCGCGUUGUAGAUUAAGCAUGUAGAUAUUUAUGUCAGAUGUUUCAAACAGUCUGAAAUAUUUGUGAUCUAUUACAUUCAGGUCUUCGAGAACCGCGUUAAUUAAUUUAUAAUUAAUUAAAAAAAAAUGUACGGAAAUUGUUAAUAAUGCCUCGUCGGUAAUGCGAUCUACUUCACAAUUUUGCACAGCAUAUUGAUAUCAAGCUUAACUUAAUUUAAUAAUAAUUUAAUAAUAAAUGUAAUAAUAGGUGUAUGUAAUAAAAUGUAAGUAUUUUAUUUCGAUUAUGUUCGAAAGUUUCAGAUGAGAAAGGUUUUCGAACGCGUAUCAAAUAAAAAUAAACGCUUCGCGUAUAAAUCGCAAUCGAACGAUACUUGACGCGAUAGCCGCCAUUUCGCGCUGCAAUUUUUUUAAUAACUUAUAUCGAAAUCAUUUCGUAAGUCUCUCGUAGUUUUUUAUCUAUAGAAAAUGCAACGCGGAUGAAACCGGAUGUCAGUAACGUAAAUUGCAAGAUGAUACGCCGGGAUUAUUAUAAGUAUAUUAUUGGAAGCAUUUUUAAAGAUAUUUCAAUAUCCUUCAACCAAUAUGAUAUGCAAUACAACUUUAACUGCGAUGCCUAUUUCAAGGUAUCAUAUUUGAUAUCAAAUAGCAAUGUAAUAUAAUAAAUAUAUAUAAUAAGUUACAAUGAAUACCUUAUUUCGUACAUGGAAAGUGAAUUUUAAACGAUAAGGUUUUCGAACCUUAUCGCGCGUGCGUUCGAAGGGUAUGAAGUUGGUGACACGCCGCGCGCGAAUGAUACUUCAAGUGACAGCCGCCAUUCACUUCGCUCGUAUUCCUUGUGAUUUUAUCACAAAAGAAGACUUGAGUGAAAACAAAUGUCGGGAGUAGAUCAUAAAUACCGGUCGCAAUUGCAACACGGUACGCCGAGUAGUCGCGAGCGCGUUUUUUUUUUUUUUCAUAUUCGUCCAACAACGUGACGCAAGAUAAUCUGAGUUGCGAUGCAUAUUUCGUGCCGCAACAUAUUGAUAUUAAUUGACAUUGUAAUAAACAUUGUAAUGCAAUAAAUAUCUUAUUUCGAUUUGAAUAUACGUCAACUUCGCAUGAGUACAGUCUUUGCGUAGAGUAUAGUCUUAAUUACAAUAUCGAUCUUGCAUUGCACUGAUAGAGACGUAAAAUGGUAAAAUAGAUACUUCGCUUCGGUUUUGUUUCGAUUUCAAAAAUGAAAUUUAUAUGAAAAAAGCUUCUCGUCGUCGUGGUGCACAUCGUCGAAGUUGUCGUUGUACGAAUUAAAUGAUAUUUUAUAUAAUAAUCAUUAUUUUGCGUCAUAACUUUUAGCGUCUAAAAAACAUUGAAGUUACUUUGCAUAUUUUUUGUGAUUUUUUUUGUAAAAAAUAACUUGCAAGUCAAAACGAACGUCAGAAGUAUUAGGCAAGUUAAUUGCAAUUGUAAUGCGGUAUACGGCGAAUAAUUAUAAUAAUAAUUCUAGUUUUUUUAUUGUUUUUAAUUAUGUUUAAAUUUUGUUUAACUGCGUGUUAAGAAUCUUUAUUAUAUAUAUUUUGCAUUGCGUUCUUAUGAAAAUGACGAUGUAACAAUAUAAAUAUAUAAUAUAUUAUAA